This is a messenger RNA of Protopolystoma xenopodis, 1206 nucleotides long. The record is from the annotation of a GenBank genome assembly. Lineage: Eukaryota; Metazoa; Platyhelminthes; Monogenea; Polystomatidea; Polystomatidae.
GCGCCGUCGCUGCAGACGGCCGCCCGGCUGGCCUGGCUGGUGACGCGUCUGGAGACGGAGGGCGAGGCGCACCGCGGCCGGCUGGUCAAGGCGGUCGAACAGGCGGUGGUCGGGCUGAGCUGGCCGGCCGCGAGGGGCGAGCCAGAGGCGGGCGUUGGUGGAGCCGCGAGUGUCGUGUUGUCGCGGCUGCCGCGCGACUGGGCCGACCGGCUGGCCGAGCUGGUCAGGCAGGUCGGCCGAGCCCGACUCGAGAGCGCCUCGCGCGCCGACGACUGGCGCCUCGCGGCGCAAGAGAUGAGCGCAGCCACUGGCGCCGCCGCGCGUCUUGAAGAGGAGGCCUGUGCGCUGGUCGCCUUGGCGACAGGAGACGGUGAUGUCGGGCAAGCUGAGGAGGCGGUGGCGGCUGCGCAGCGGCUGCGCCGAGCCGCCUUGCCCGGCCUGCAGGAGCGCGUGUCCGGACUGGCCAGUUCGCAGGCGGGCCAGUUGACGGGCGAACGCAGCGCCGACGCGCCAGUGCCGGCGUUGGCCGCGCUGACGCGCGCUCUUGACGCGGCCCGGUCGGCCGUGGACGCGGCCAACCGGGCGGCCGGCGAUCGGCUGGCGGGCUGGCGGCGCUUCGAGGCCGCGCUGGGCGGCGCGGCUGAGGCGCUGCGCGAGGCCGAGACACGACGCCGUCGGCUCGCCGCGUCAGCGAGCCCCGCGGACAAGCGCGCGCGGCUGGAGGCGCGCUUGGCCGACUUGCGCCAGCUGGCGGCCGACGCGACCGACGCGACCGGCGCGGCCCAAUUCAAAGUUGCCGUCGCCAGUUCGGAGGCGGUCGAUGCCUCGCCGGCGGCUGCGCCAGCAGCACAGCCCGGCAGCCUCGCGGCCGCCGUCUCCGAAGCUGCUGAUUGGCUGAGCCGACUGCGGCCUGCGCGGCUGCCCGCCGCCUGGACAGCGCUGGGCGUGUGUCUGGCGAACCACGCAGAAGCCUGCGACGCGCUCGUCGCACGACUCGCCCAGGCCCAAGCUCGAGCGGCCGACUGCAGUCAAGCGGCCGACUGGCUCGAGGCCGAGCUGUCCGAGCUGACCGCGUGGCUGUCCGAGACGCAGGCCGGCCUCGAGAACGCCCCCGUCGCCCUCACGCUUCGGCCACACGACGCCGACGCCGACGCUGACGCCGGCGGGGUGUCGGUGAGGCGCCGCUUGAUGGAGGAACUGGAGGCG